AUGAAUUUUCAAGCUGGCUCAGGCUCUAACCCUGCUAAUAACUCGAAUUAUCCACUUGUUCCUAAUUUGGAUAAAGUUACGGAAGAGGAAAAUGCAAGGAUAGAAUCACAAAAGCAAUUAGAAGAAUGGUGUAAAUGGCUGGAGGAAAUAUUCAGAGUAAUGGAAAUCACUUAUAGUCAUCAUGGAAUUGACACUAAGGAUCUAAGUUUGGUCCCAGACUUAGUCCUUUCCCCCAAGUUCAAAAUGCCAGAAUUUGAGAAGUACAAUGGAACGAGCUGCCCUGAAGCUCAUAUUACCUUGUUUUGCAGAAGAAUGACUGGGUAUGUUAACAACAAUCAACUACUGAUCCAUUGCUUCCAAGAUAGUUUAGUGGGGGCAACAUCUAAGUGGUAUAAUCAACUGAGUCGUACCAGGAUUAGUUCAUUGAAAUAUUUGGCACAAGCGUUCAUGAAGCAGUAUAGCCAUGUGACAGAUAUGACUCCUGACAGAAUUACUCUUCAGAAUAUGGAGAAGAAAUCAAAUGAAAAUUUCAGACAAUAUGGGCAAAGAUGGAGAGAAGUUACCAUACAAGUUCAGCUGCCGCUUUUAGAAAAAGAAACCACGAUGCUCUUUAUCAACAAUUUAAAGGCCCCGUUCAUUACACAUGCUGGGAAGCGCCACAAAAAGCUUCUCAGACAUGGUAAUGACUGGAUAAAUGAUCGAGAAUGUAAUAAGAAGCGGAAGGAUAGAGGCAAAGGAAAAUACCAAAAGCCGAGAGCAGUGACUACUGGGAGUCAAGGUUCGUUAAGACAAGAGUCCGGCACAAAGCAAAAUACUGAGAAGCUUCAAUUUACACCUAUCCCAAUGUCAUAUAGGGAGUUGUAUCAAAGUUUAUUCAAUGCACAUGUGGUGGCCACUUUUUACUUAAAGCCAUUACAACCCCCAUACCGCAAAUGGUACGAUGCAAACGCUCAAUAUGACUACCAUUCAGUAGUUGAAAGACUUAUUAAAGUGGGCAUUGUGAAGUUUGAUAAUGCACCCAGUGCAGAAAAUCAGUUACCUAAUCACACUGAUGGUGAGGUAAAUUCAAUAAGUGAAAAUAUGGGGAGAAAGAUCAAGGCAGAAAUUACAGAAGUAAAAACUCCUUUAAAAUGGGUCUGGAAGAAGAUGGUAAAAAGGGGAUUAGUUAUUUCGGAUCCAGAAAGGAGCGGCAGAGGGAUAGAGAGCUACUGCGAAUUCCAUCAUGAAGAGGGUCACGGAAUUCAAGAAUGUGAAGAGUUCAGAGCUUUGAUUCAGGGCCUGAUGGACAACAAUGAGAUAGAAUUUUAUGAAGAUGCUAAAGAGGAGGGGUGUAUAUGCACGUCAGAAUCAACGUCGAAGGGCCCAAAGGUCAGUUAUCCUGUGGUCAUCAUUUCACGUCCGAAAAAUAAAGUAGGAAUUCAAAUGGCACCGAAGGUUAUAAUUCAGAAACCAGUAGUUUUCUCUUACAAAGACAACAAAAGGGUCCCAUGGAAUUAUGAUUGUAAUGUGACAAUCCCAGGGAAGGAGAGUUCAGCUAAGGAGGAUCAAGAUAUAGGUUCUCAUACGCGUAGUGGAAGACGCUAUGAUUUGGUGAAUGCCCAAACAGAACCUGUAAAAGGAAAAGCUCCAAUAGUGGAACAAAAGAAAGGAAAAGCUGCUGAGUCUGAGUAG
Messenger RNA from Gossypium arboreum, 1671 nucleotides. RefSeq lists its product as uncharacterized. The transcript is spliced from 2 exons. The coding region runs from base 1 to 1671 and encodes 556 amino acids. The record is from RefSeq and is a predicted model, not a curated record. Lineage: Eukaryota; Viridiplantae; Streptophyta; Magnoliopsida; Malvales; Malvaceae.